Diachasma alloeum is the source of this 1691-nucleotide messenger RNA. Its product is annotated as transmembrane protein 68. Gene Ontology annotation, cellular component: membrane. Lineage: Eukaryota; Metazoa; Arthropoda; Insecta; Hymenoptera; Braconidae. Gene Ontology annotation, molecular function: acyltransferase activity. The transcript has 5 exons. The record is from RefSeq and is a predicted model, not a curated record. The coding region runs from base 129 to 1094 and encodes 321 amino acids.
UUUUUAAUGCUUGUGAUAUUUUUUUCUCUCCGGAAAAUUGAGUUUUCGGGGGUUUGAGGGACUUGUGUUGACUAUUUAUUUUUUUCUUGGGGUUUUUGGAGGUUUAUGAGGGGCUUCAGAGAGGGAGAAUGUUCUCCACAGUGUCUGAUGUCUUGAGGAAUUUCGAGGAGAUUAUUGUCGACCACAUUGACGUAGAUUUCACACUAUGGCUCUCGUGGCUGCUCAUGCCACUGCUAGUCACGUUUCUAUUACCCGUUGUUAUUCUCUUACUCCUGUACAUGACUGCGUUGAUAUUCUACAUUUACAAACUGCAUAGAAAACGAUUGAGAGAAGCUUAUGGCAAAGAUUGGAAAUCUGCAGCGAGAAGUGUUGUUGCUGCGAUAUGGGAUGUUCAUGGAUAUAUUUAUUACGGAUACGAAGUUGUUGGAAUCGAGAACAUUCCAAUGGACUCGCCAGUAUUAUUCAUCUACUAUCACGGCGCUGUGCCCAUAGAUCUCUACUACUUCAUAGCAAAAAUUGUUCUACUCAACUCAAAAGUCAUUCACACAGUGGCGGAUAAUUUUUUCUUCAAAGUCCCCGGCUUUGCCAUCAUCUGUCACGUCAUGAAGAUGAUCCCAGGUACGAUUCAAACGUGCUCAGCUAUUCUGAAGGAGGGAAAUAUGCUGGCUAUAUCUCCUGGAGGUGUCUACGAGGCUCAGUUCGGUGAUUCCUACUAUCAAUUACUGUGGAAGAAUAGGCUGGGCUUCGCUAAGGUUGCACUCGAUGCUAAAGUGUGUAUCGUUCCAAUAUUCACUAAGAACGUGCGAGAGGCAUUCAGAGCAAUGAGUUGGGGUAGACGAAUUUUCCUGAGGAUGUACGCAGCCACGAAAAUUCCAUUUGCUCCACUCUACGGAGGCUUCCCCGUUAAACUUAAGACAUACAUUGGUAAACCUAUUCCCUACGAUAGUAGUCUGACGCCAGAAGAAUUAAGGGACAACGUGGCGAGGGCCCUUGAAGACCUGAUCAAGGAGCACCAGAGGGUCCCGGGGAGCAUAAUGAGGGCUUUAAUCGAGAGAUUCUACGAUCCCUCGAGCUCGAAAGAUCAUCACUCGUAGUUUUGAAGAUUAGAAGAUUAGAAAUUCCAGUGGAAUGUCCAUUAUCUCCAGAGUUGAGUCAUUAUUCUUCAUCAACUCUAUUGAAUGAAAGACGAACUUGUCAUUUAGUUUAAGAUUCAGGGAUUUUAGGUGAUUUUUUUUUGAGAUGGCAAUUUUUUUACACCCUAUGAAGUUCAUUUAAUGAAUUCCUCGCCUUCCUCAUUGAAUCUCAGAGACUUAAUUCUUAAUUAAUGCCCUAUUACACAGUAUGAAUAGAACAAAUUAGUCCAAUUUAUUGAAAAGAGAACAAUGAAAUCGCAAUACAGUGAUUUUUAAUUACAUUCCUCAGUCGUUUAAAAAUGGAUUCCAUAAUUAGAAAUUCAUUUCACAAAGAAAGAGACAUUAGGGAGUAAAUUAUUGAUAAGUAGUUGUGAAGUCGCACAAAAGUCAGAAGAGAUUUUUGCAUGAUGCAAUGAGUAUUUCCAUAAUUGUGCAAUAUUUUCAGCUAUGGCAAUGAUCUUAAGAGGAUUAUGUAUACAUUUACGGUUACGUUAUCUAGUAAUAAUACUAGGCUCAGAUUCUGAGUGAAUAGAAAAAUUUAUUUAUUGAUUUUAUACA